This is a messenger RNA of Aphanomyces invadans, 1906 nucleotides long. Its product is annotated as sodium/hydrogen exchanger 3, variant 10. Gene Ontology annotation, cellular component: membrane. The transcript is spliced from 7 exons. Gene Ontology annotation, biological process: proton transmembrane transport; sodium ion transport; regulation of pH. Gene Ontology annotation, molecular function: sodium:proton antiporter activity. The record is from RefSeq and is a predicted model, not a curated record. Lineage: Eukaryota; Oomycota; Saprolegniomycetes; Saprolegniales; Verrucalvaceae. Bases 244 to 1587 code for a protein of 447 amino acids.
ACGAAAUCGAACAACUGGGACGGCGACGGCAGGGAUGUCGGGCACGACGACAACGAAUGCAACUACAACGAAUGCGACUGCCAACGAAAUGGCAUUUGGCAUGUACAAAGAGUACAACGUGUCUAUUUACGUGCUGCUGUUCAUGCUCCUGGUCCUGACUUCCAUCGGGGUCAGCCACGUUCUUGAGCAAAGACUCCAACUCCACUUUAUCUCCAGCAGUGGCGGUACGUACUCUCUCACUGGAUGCCUUAUCCAUGUCGUGGAUGCGUAGCAAUUAUUAUUGUUGGACUCAUUGCCGGUGCACUGUGCUCAUUUGACCAGUCGGACAUUGUAGCCCGUUGGCUCGUCGGAUUUGAUCCGAACGUGUUCUUCGUGGGGCUACUGCCUCCCAUCAUAUUUAACUCUGGUAAGGACGAGUUUAUGAGCAUGUUCAUCACGUGUGGGCAUAUAGGGUAUACGAUGAAGCGGCGGCAUUUCUUCGACAACUUGACGAGUAUUCUCAUGUUUGCCAUAUUGGGAACCUUCAUCUCGGCCGUCGUGGUCGGUGGAUUUCUCUAUCUGCUGGGGACCAUCGGACUGAGUUUGCAAAUGCCACUUGCCGAGUGCUUGGCAUUUGGCGCGCUCAUCAGCUCGACAGACCCCGUCACAACGCUGGCCGUGUUCCAAGAGCUCCAUGUGGACCCGAAGUUGUUUUACAUUGUCUUUGGCGAGAGCGUACUCAACGACGCCAUCUCGAUCGUUCUUUUCAACACGUUUGUCAAGUUCAUUGGCGUGACGGAGGUGCACGCACACGCAGUGUCGUACGCGGUGCUCGACUUCAUCGGAGUUUGUGUGGGGUCGAUCUUGGUCGGCGUCACUUUCGGCUGCCUAUCGUCCAUUGCACUCAAGCACGUCAAGGGCCUGGCGGUUAUGCACGAAGUGAGCCUGUUUGUCCUUGUCGCGUACAUCCCGUUCCUCGUUGCCGAGGUCCUCGAGCUGUCUGGCAUCGUUGCGAUCCUGUUUGCAGGCAUGUUCAUGCGGCAUUACACUUUCAACAACCUUUCGUCCGCGGCCAAGGACAUCGCGUCCAACUUGUUUCACAUUGUCGCGUUCAUGUGCGAACUCGUCGUGUUUCUCAACUUGGGGCUGUCCUUCUUUGCAAUGGAGCGCGGGUUAAGCAUUCCGUUUAUGCUGUGGUCGCUGCUAGCGUGUCUUGUCGCCCGCGCAAUGCACGUGUACCCACUGUCGUCGUUGCGCAAUGUAUGCAUGCGCCGAGGCGACACGCAGAAUCGCCUGGACCGAAACGAACAGCACAUGAUUUGGUUCAGCGGCCUUCGUGGCGCGAUCGCGUUCUCACUGGCGCUCUCGUUCCCUGCUCCAUUUCGAGAGGAAGUUCGAGCGGCCACGAUGGUUGUCGUCGUGGUCACCGUCCUCGUCAUGGGAGGGCUCACGGUGAAGGCCCUCGACGUGCUCAACAUCCAGCGUCUUGUCCAUGUACUCAAUCCAAACCCAUUCAUCUACCUGAGAUGCGCAUCUAAUUGUAGAAAGAUGAUGCAAGUGACAGCGCGGACGCGGUUCAUUCCUCGAUCAGCCGCCAUGUCCUGUUAAAAUGGGACGCAACCUAUCUCAUGCCGUGGCUCACGAAUGCGGUGCCCCCGACCUACGACGAUGUAGAUGUACACUCGAUUCCCUCCAGCGAAUCUACACCCAACAGCGUCACCGAUGACGGUGAGGACGAACAGAGAACUUUGGCUGCUAACGUUCGCCGCGACAUUGCAAUUGAAGACGCCGUCACUACCGAGGGGGAUGCUGUGCAUCCGAGCCACUCCACGCACCACCAUGAAGUCAUAGCUGCCCCGAGCGCACUGGACGCCGUCGUGCUGGUUUAACUUAACGAGUUUGAACGGUUUCAUGAUCGGUUACAGAA